Sycon ciliatum is the source of this 2595-nucleotide messenger RNA. RefSeq lists its product as uncharacterized. Gene Ontology annotation, biological process: cell migration; signal transduction. The transcript is spliced from 11 exons. Gene Ontology annotation, molecular function: signaling adaptor activity; receptor tyrosine kinase binding. The record is from RefSeq and is a predicted model, not a curated record. The coding region runs from base 299 to 1540 and encodes 413 amino acids. Lineage: Eukaryota; Metazoa; Porifera; Calcarea; Leucosolenida; Sycettidae.
GACGGGUGUGAAGCCGUUCAUAUUUUUCACUUCGGUAAUCAUUGUGGAACGAAGUAACUCUGUGAGUUUGUUGGACGUGGACCUUCCAGCAAGCCGCUUCAGCAUUCGGGGGCGUCGUGUUCAGUGACUCCUCGACACUUUUGGAUUUCAUUAGUGUUUGAGGGCUGCAGGCACUGCAUUUGCGGAGUCACAGAAGUUCAUCAUCGGAGGGUGAGAUUGGUCAGCAGAGUGCAGGGUCAAACAACUGGUCCGGCGUAAAACAGGUCCGCCGGCACUUUGCCUUGCCGUUAGCGGCGCAAUGGCAAACCAGCAGAAGGUGCCCAUACCGAUGCGGCAUUCGAGGUCGCCACGAGGGUCUGCCUCCUCGCUGCAGCUGGGCGCAGAGCUGGCCUCCGCUGGGUUCGGUACUGGCUCCCUGUCUCCCAAUGACCAGGUCAGCACUUUGAGCAGAAGGCAGCAACAAACGCUGGGCGUGCAGGAUGUUGGCGCUUACGACGAUCUUCAUUCUGCCGUGGGUGCGCUCGAAUCCAAGAUUUGGUAUCACGGUGAGCUGAGCAGAGAGGAGACGGCGUCGCGGCUGAUGGGCACUGGGUCGAUGCGGCGGGCAGGCUACUUCCUGGUGAGGCGAGGUAGGGCAGGAGUCAUCCUCAGUGUUGCGGAGAGCGGCGGAAUUAGGCACUAUGUGAUCCAAGAGCACACUAGGUCCAGCAGUGUUUCAUGCUUCAGCAUUGACGACGGUCCUCGAUUCCCUUCAGUGCCCGGUUUGAUAAGCUUUUACCGUUCAUCGACAGACCCAUUACCAAUCAAGUUGUCAUCUCACUGCCCAAACCGAUCAGUGUCAGCUCCGCAUGUAAUGUUUGGCCGAUACGGUGUGGCAUGGAUGUCGGCAGGUAAGGACCAAGACCAAGCACAAGCAAUAGUGGAGGGAGAGUUUGCACAGGCGAUUUACGACACAGUCAAGCCAAGCAUGAGAUCGCCCGCAAAACCGCAAGCAGGUGCAGCGAAAAACAAGUUCAUCGCCGCAGCUCGUGCAAUUCAAGCAGCGAAGAAAAUCAGCUGGAAUGCUACGCGUGACGAGCUAAUGCAGUCGAUAAGGCCGGAAGAACUGGAGGCGGACAAGCCGGUUAAUCCGAAGACUCAACGCGGCGACUUCCAUCACCGUACCAUCAAGCAGAGCACUGUUAUCGAGUCAAAGGUUUAUUUGUCAUGGUUGAACAAGAAGCUGACGUCAGCGGGGAUCAGCAUUCAGGUCACCAAUCUCUUCAGUGACCUGCGCACGGCUGAGAUACCGAUUCAAGUGGUCCACAUCCUGACUGGCGUUAGCAAACCAAGGUACAAGGAGAACCCGACAACGGAGGUGCAGAUGCAGGACAACUGGCACGCGCUCAUCAAGUUCAUGAAGCGAGCCAGCGUACCAACCACCAAGCUGGAUGCAGACGCACUGUAUAAGCAAGACCAGCGUAUGAUACUGAAGUUCUUCAGCUUACUACUGAGAUGGGAGGCGAAACAAGCUCUGGAAGAAUCAAAGGGUGCGAUCUAGUGCCCAGCUUGUGGAGCACCAUUCACUCGACUGCUUGAAUCGCUGAUCAACUGCAGCCAUGACCAGUCAUCAUUUAAAAAGAGGAUAGACAGAGUUGCUCGCACUGCCCGGCAAUGCUACCAUCAGUGUUUUCCGUGUGAGCUGACAGUAGGGAGGUUUCGCUCUACGGAAUUACGUAUGAAAAUAACGUAGGAACUGCACGUAAUUUUCAUACGUAAAAAUCAGAGCUGUUGGGUUUCGCUCUACGUGAUUUCUCCACGACUGCUAAACAUGCCUUGUUGCUUUGGAGACGCGUUGGCUGCAUGCGCCCACCGCAUGCACCACGAACCGAAACCGCGUUUUCCAUCGUAUUUUGCACGUGGUGUACGGUGUGUGUACCUUGUAUUUCGCGCGGCUUGAACUUUGCCAUGGAUAAACCCUGAAAAUGUGAAAAAUAUUUCAAAAAGUCCUACGGAGACCCCAACGUAGGAAAUAGCUUUCCUACGGAUAUCCGUAGAAAGUUUUACGUAUGAAAGUUGCCCUCGCUCCCCGGCGUGUACGACAUACGGAUUUUCAUACGUAAUUACGUAGAGCGAAACCUCCCUAGUGCCAUGUCCCGAUCACGCCAGCAUGAAGAGGCAAGUUCUCUCAGUAUGCACUGAGCAAUUUCAUUGUACAUAUUCGGCAAGCAUCACCUGAUUACUUGCUGGACUUCAUGUAGUAAUACGUAUUACAUGUAUAUAAGUAAUAAUUACUUUUACAUGUAAUAUGUAACUGCAUGAUUGUAGUCUAAUUAUUAGUAAUACACCUUGUAAAAUCCAACAUCUUGAAAUUAGUGGUACAAGUAAUCAUCAACCGUUACUAUUGCUAGUGCUAAGUGCCAUAUGAACAUAACAAUGUUAGCAUUAUGUAAUCAUUAUGUAAUCAUAAUUAUGAUAGGAAAUGUUAGUGCACCGUGCAUACACAUUGACAGCAUCAUACAUGCAGUUGAUGAUCAUACAUGCAGUUGAUUUUUAGUUUCAUGUAGCAUGAUGGCUUCUUCAACUGUUGAUUUGACUGAAGUGCGUAGAAUUUCG